UUGAAUGUGUGAGGUUAAUCUUGUAGAAAAACAUCAGUAUUUACUGUAACAGUUAUUUGUUGUAUAACUUGUAGUUUAGUAUGUUUUUAUAUUAUGUUUAUUUUUUUUAUAAAGGCAUAUGGAAUAUUUAUAUAUAUGUAUAUAUUGUACCGCGAUCAUUAAUUUGACUACUACUUACGACACUAAAAGUACUGAUAGGUGUUAUAAUACAUAUAUAAUAUGUGAUCCUGUUUGAAAAAAUACAGCUUGGUGUAGUUUAUUUAAAGGAGAGAUCAAAGUCAAUUAGAACGUUCGCUGGACUAUAAAGUGACGUUUAGCAUCAGUUGGGUCAUUUCACCUGUGAAGCUCAGCAAGAAACACACGGAGAAACGUCUGGACAGAAAAUCUAACUUUCUUCACUUAAAUCUCAAAGACUCAGCUGAUGAUAAUGGAUUUUAACGCUCAUGUCUACGGGUUUGUGGAGAAUACGGAGAUGUACGAUGAGCUGGAGGCGACCUGGGCGAUUGUAAGGGCGAUCUGUGGAGAGAUGAGUGACCCUACACAUCCUCAGGCCAUCCCGGUUGAUGACUGGCUUUACUCCCUGGACGAGACCCCUGCUGAAUACGCCCCCCUGGUGGCUACAAGCCUCACCUCGGAGCAGCUGCUGGAGGAUCUACGCGCUGACCUGGUCGCUCCACUGAUUUACCAGCAGCAGAGCUUCCUGCAGCCGAGCCCCAUGCACUGCCAGACACAGUUUGACAAUCAGCCAACAGUGACUCAAACUAAACACCUGGAGGUGAAGCUGAGACCUAUUGGAGUAUUAUAUGGAAAGGUGAUUUACGGGGCUCCAGGAGACAAAGUUCCUCCUCCAGUGAACGUCUGCGUUCCACAAAAGAGAAAGCGUGUGAUCGAGGAGGAUGACGACACGCAGUACGUCAAGAAGCCGCCCAACGCCUUCAUGCUGUACAGGAAGGAGCAGAGGCCGAAGGUUUUGGCCGAACUCAGAAACUCUGACUCUGCGGCCGUCAACACCAUCAUUGGACAGAUGUGGAAGGCGCUCUCUAAAAAGCAGCAGGAGAAAUAUUGUGAAGAAUAUAGGAGGCUGAAGCGGAUCCACAACCAGCUGUACCCUGACUGGUCAACAAGGGACAAUUAUGGAAAAAAGAGGAAGAGGAGCCCGAGGAAAGCUUCAGCUAAGACUGUCAAUGGGGUCUCUCCAGGAAGUGGCCGUCCUCCCCGCUUUGCUCCUUCAUGGAGAAAUCCACGGAACAAGUCAUACGGAGCAGUUUGAGCCUCCUCCCCUCACAGCACAUCUGCAGCUGUGCUCCUCUCCACUGACUCUUGCUCUUUGUUUUGAUUUUACUCCACUUUUAUACAAUUUACCUUGUGACUGUCAAUGAAUCUCAGUCACUCUUGGUGUUUUUUAAAGUUGUUUAUAUUUUACAAUUAAUUUUUUUAUAAUGUUUACCUCUAAGAUUGUACAUAUCAUGGUUUUUAUCUAUAUUGGUGUUGUUCUACUUAUUAUUAUUGUAAAGCACUUUGGCUCCACUCAUGUUGUUUUUAAUAUCUGCACGUAUAAAUAAUAAAAUUAAAUGAUUCCUCUAA
Molecule: messenger RNA, 1584 nt
Organism: Hippoglossus stenolepis (Pacific halibut)
Lineage: Eukaryota; Metazoa; Chordata; Actinopteri; Pleuronectiformes; Pleuronectidae
Product: transcription factor Sox-10
Exons: 6
Coding region: 422-1270 (282 amino acids)
Biological process (GO): canonical Wnt signaling pathway; regulation of transcription by RNA polymerase II
Cellular component (GO): beta-catenin-TCF complex
Molecular function (GO): DNA-binding transcription factor activity, RNA polymerase II-specific; RNA polymerase II cis-regulatory region sequence-specific DNA binding
Source: RefSeq, a predicted model, not a curated record